Molecule: messenger RNA, 405 nt
Organism: Dryobates pubescens (Downy woodpecker)
Lineage: Eukaryota; Metazoa; Chordata; Aves; Piciformes; Picidae
Gene: B2M
Product: beta-2-microglobulin
Exons: 3
Coding region: 1-363 (120 amino acids)
Biological process (GO): immunoglobulin production involved in immunoglobulin-mediated immune response; antigen processing and presentation of exogenous peptide antigen via MHC class II; peptide antigen assembly with MHC class II protein complex
Cellular component (GO): MHC class II protein complex
Molecular function (GO): MHC class II protein complex binding
Source: RefSeq, a predicted model, not a curated record
AUGAAUCUGUCGGUGAGAGUCGGUGUCCUGCUGUUGCUGCUGGCGCUGCCUGGGCUGGCGAACGCGGACGAGGCGCCGAAGGUGGAGGUGUACUCCCGCAAGCACGCCGCGAACGGCGAGGAGAACGUUCUGAACUGCUUCGCGAGCGGGUUCUACCCGCCGCAGAUCAGCAUCACCCUCCUCAAGAACGGGCAGCCCAUGAGCGACGUGAAGCACGCGGACAUGUCCUUCAACGACAAGUGGCACUUCCAGCAGCUGGUCUAUGCGCCCUUCCGGCCCCAGCGCGGGGACACCUACUCCUGCAGGGUGGCGCACUCCGCCCUGCCGGAGCCCCAGACCUACCGGUGGGAUCCAGACUUCUGAGCUGUCUGGGGUAAUAAAGGUGAGUUGUGGGGCUGCAGAUCA